Messenger RNA from Entamoeba dispar SAW760, 1392 nucleotides. RefSeq lists its product as uncharacterized. The transcript has 2 exons. The record is from RefSeq and is a predicted model, not a curated record. Lineage: Eukaryota; Evosea; Mastigamoebida; Endamoebidae. The coding region runs from base 1 to 1392 and encodes 463 amino acids.
AUGGCUCAAGGUGGUGCUAUUCUUACAAAUAUUCAAUUUGUCGAUGAUUAUGAAAAUAUUGGUUCAGAUAGUUUUGAAGCUAGUCAAGAACCUUCCUUAUUAGAUGUUUUGCCAUUUACUCACCUUAAAGGAAUAUCUUUAUUAAGUGUCUUUUCAUUAACAAUGAAUAUUAUGAUUGGUACUGGUGUUUUUGGUAUGCCUCUUGCAUAUUUUGAAGCUGGCCUUGCUCUUUCUCUUGUGUUAUUAUUUAUUUUUUAUUUAUUAACUUCAUGUACUGCAUUAUAUGUUUUAGAGGCAAUUUCAAGAGUAGGAACAUAUAUUAAAAGAAAUGAUUUGUUAAAUGGAUAUAAACAUAGUAAAGUAGAUAUGUAUGAAGCAUAUGGAUAUACUUCUCUUGCUUCUCAUACAGCUGGAAAAUGGUUUAAAACUGUAAUUAAUGUCUUAAUGAUUAUCAAUUGCUAUGGAAUUUUGUGGUCUUUUGUUGGGACAAGUGUAAGUUCAAUAGGAACUAUUUGGUGGUCAUUUCAAAAUGAACCUGAACAUUGCCCAGUUAAAGGACACUUUUCACUAGGAUGGGAGUGUCAAGCAACAUAUUAUGGAUCAAUUUUGUUUUAUGCUUUACUUGUUGUUCCAUUAUCCUUUUUAAAACUAUCAUCUCAAACCUUUGUUCAAUUUUUAAUGAUGUUGUACUGUGUCAUUGUUUUUGCUUUGAUGUUAAUUACAUGUUUUGUUCAACUUGGAUUUGAGGGUCCAAUUAGUGAAAUUAAAGUUUUUGAUUUUUCAGGAUUUGGAACAGUAUUUUCUCAUACUGCUUUUGCUUUAAAAAAAAAAAAUAAAACUCAUAUUCCAAUCAUCACUUCAUUAUUUAUUGCUUCAUUAUUUUAUGGAUUAAUUGGUGCAGUUUGUUCUGUUACAUUUGGAGAAACUGUUCAAACACCAGUAACCUUAAAUUGGGGAAGUUAUACAGGAAUACACUCUGGUUGGACAGAAGGAAAAACUCAAUGGUAUGCAUAUAUUAUUCGAUAUUUAAUAGUUUUCUUUCCAUUAGUAAAUCUUACAAGUUCAUUUCCUAUUGUAGCACAAACAGUUACAGGUAAUAUUUGUUCAAUGUUUUCAGAAGAAGUAAUGGCAAGUAAAAAGAAAUACUUAAUUCGAUAUACUGCACUUUUCAUAUCUAUUAUUAUUCCUUUCGUUUUAGGAUCAAUUUCUUCUUCAUUAGAAACAAUCUUUGAUUUAACUGGUUUAAUUUCUUUUAUUUUAGUAUUUAUUGCUCCAUGCAUUUUCCAUUUAUUAUCAAUCAGGCUAUUUCAAAAAUGUUCUUUAUUCUCAUAUCAUCCAAAUACUCCAUUUUCUAGUUUGUUUAUCUUUUAUCAUUGUAUGAAUAUAUUUUAA